AUGGGUGAACUUCCUCGCGAAAGAGUCACUCCUAGUAGUCCAUUUCAUAUAACUGGCAUAGAUUACGCAGGGCCAUUUUUUAUAAAGCGCAAUCGAAAAACUCAAGACAAAUGUUAUGUGGGAGUUUUUAUCUGUUUUUCCACGAAAGCAAUUCAUCUCGAGCUCAUAUCAUCUUUAUUUUCAAAAUCUUUUAUCCAAGCAUUGCGUCGUUUUACCUCUAGACGGGGCAAACCUUAUAAAAUUCUCUCGGAUAACGGAACCACGUUUGUUGGUGCUAAAAGAGAGCUCGGUCAAUUUCUAAAACAAAAUGCAUCCAAUUUAAUUGACUUAUGUGCUAACGAUAAAAUUGAGUGGUUAUUUAUACCUCCGUAUUCGCCUCAUUUCGGUGGUCUUUGGGAGGCAGGAGUUAAAAGUACCAAACACCAUCUUAAAAGGAUUCUAGCAAAUGCUCGACUUACGUUCGAAGAGUUUACUACGGUGUUGUGCCAAAUUGAAGCUAUCUUGAACUCUCGACCACUUUGCCCACUUUCUUCCGAUCCCAAUGAUUUCCUUUCUUUGACCCCGGCUCACUUUCUUAUUGGACAUCAACUGACUGCUGUACCUGACGAAGCUCUAGAAGAUGCGAAGACCAAUAGACUGACAAGUUAUCAACUUGUCCAGCAGAUGUGUCAACACUUUUGGCGACGUUGGCACCGCGAGUACAUAUCCGAAUUGCAACAAAGACAGAAAUGGAAUUGCUCACAAGGAAAACUGGAGGUUGAUAGUCUAGUUUUGAAUCAAAGAAGACAAUGCUCCUCCUACUCGGAAAAUGGGUUGCAUCAUUCGUCUUCAUCUUGGUUCUGA
Molecule: messenger RNA, 843 nt
Organism: Sitophilus oryzae (rice weevil)
Lineage: Eukaryota; Metazoa; Arthropoda; Insecta; Coleoptera; Curculionidae
Exons: 1
Coding region: 1-843 (280 amino acids)
Biological process (GO): DNA integration
Molecular function (GO): nucleic acid binding
Source: RefSeq, a predicted model, not a curated record